Molecule: messenger RNA, 4740 nt
Organism: Klebsormidium nitens
Lineage: Eukaryota; Viridiplantae; Streptophyta; Klebsormidiophyceae; Klebsormidiales; Klebsormidiaceae
Source: the annotation of a GenBank genome assembly
AUGCUUGGCAUACCUAUUCCUGGGACUCGGGGAGGAGCAGGAAGGCUAUGGUCGGCGGCAUGCUCCUUCAAAGUUGAAGACUUUCUCCAAGUCUAUUAUCAGUACUCCCAGUUAUCAAGUCUGCAAGGGAACAUAUCUUCGGAGCUGACGUUACUUACGUCAGUACCCAAAAGUCCAGGGAAACGAGUGAUGGCCAUGCGGCUUUUCGCCAUGCGACACGUCGUUGUGUUGGUGUUGUGCCUGCUGAGGCUUCUCGGGGGAAACCAUGCCGCAACGAUGGACGAGAUCUCGGCCUUGGUUCAGGGAGACAUCCGCACCCAACAGAGGCUGUCCCUUGACGACAAGGGACUCAGUGGCCCAAUCCCUCCGGAACUGGGUCUCUUGACCAACCUGACGCAUUUGAACCUCGCCGCGAACGCGCUUACAGGCCCCAUUCCUCCGGAGCUCGGAAACCUCGCGAAUUUGCAGAGGCUGACUUUGUCUAAAAACAGGCUGUCGGGGGAGAUUCCCGGGGCUCUGGGCAAGCUAGCCGGGCUAGAGUACUUGGAUCUUGAUGACAACCAGCUCUCGGGGCCACUUCCCCCCGCCCUGUUUGCCAACCUGGCCAAGCUGGGCUGGUUAAGUGUGUUCAACAACAGCCUCACGGGUGCCAUCCCCCGAGAGGUCGCGGGGCUCACCUCCCUAGUCGUAUUGGACGCCCGGUACAACCGCCUGUCUGGACCUAUUCCGGCGGAGCUGGGUCGACUUGGCAAUCUGCUCCGUAUGGAUCUGUCCCGGAACCAGCUCACAGGGGGGAUCCCCCCCGAGCUGGGCAACCUGCCUAGUCUUCGAAGGUUGAACGUCUCCAGCAACUAUCUGAACGGCUCGCUUCCCCCAGCUCUUGGGCGGUUGGCAUCUUUGGAGUAUCUGGAAGCCUUCGCAAAUCAGCUUUCGGGCGAAAUCCCCCCCGAGUUGGGUCAGCUGGGGAAACUUGUGUGGUUGGAGUUGUUCAAUAACCGAAUCUCUGGCGGGAUCCCUCCCGAAUUGGGCGACCUGACGGCUCUUCAGGUGCUCAGCCUCUCCCGAAAUAAUCUAACGGGGCCCAUUCCCCCGGCUUUGGGCAAAUUGAGCAACCUGGCUGACCUAUACUUGUGGAACAACAGCCUUACGGGAGGCAUUCCGGCCGAGCUCGGGAAUCUUCAGCGCCUCGAGAUGAUCGACCUAUAUAACAACAACCUUACGGGCCCCAUCCCCCCAAGCCUCGGCGGACUUCCCUCCUUAACCUACGUCAGCAUGGCCGCCAACAGUCUCAACGGCUCGAUUCCCCCGCAGAUCGGCGCGCUAAACAACCUCGAAACCCUCUAUUUGGGGGAUAACGGCCUCUCUGGCCCGAUUCCCUCGGAGCUGGGACGCCUGGGAAAACUCCAAGUCUUGGACCUGUCAUACAACGGCCUAUCCGGCCCGAUUCCCCCGGCGAUUGGCAACCUCACCGCGCUUUCAUACCUCAACCUUCUGGCCAAUUCGUUGAAUGGUACAUACCGCAAGAACCUACCGGAGACACUAGCCGGUUUGACCAACCUUCGGGAGUUCCACUUCCGGGGUCCCACCCAGUUCACUCAAUUCAACUACAAUCCCGGCUUGUCCGGCCCUAUCCCUCCACAAUUGGGCGCUUUACGCAACCUGCGCAUCCUUGAUUUCCGGAAGCACAAGUUCUCGGGGCGCAUCCCCCGGGAGCUCGGCGCGCUUGGCGCCCUAGAGGAGUUACACCUUCAGAGCAACAACUUCUCUGGGCCCAUCCCCGGGGAGCUCGGCAACCUGCGCAGCCUUCGGGUGCUCAACCUGUCUGACAACAACGGCAUUUAUUACACUGCUUAUCCUGACGCCCCGAGGGGUCUCGUCGGUCCGAUCCCCCCGGAGCUCGGCCGCCUGUCCAACCUCACGGCCCUGGACAUUUCCGGAAUAUUCAAUUUCUCGGGACCAAUUCCAACGGAGCUUGGCGCUUUAACCCGUCUGGAAGAGCUUUACCUUCAAUAUAACAAUCUUACUGGGGCAAUCCCGCCCGGUUUGGGCAACCUGGGCCGGUUGCGGGUCUUGAACCUUGCUGCUAAUCAAGAGCUUACCGGGCAGAUUCCGCCGGAGCUUGGCAACCUGGCGCGGCUGGAGGUGUUGAUACUGAGGGAUAGAAUAUUCGGCGUUCAAGCGGCGAAGUUGUCGGGGUCUAUUCCUGGGGAGCUCGGUCGACUGUCCCGGCUUAGGAUUCUGGAUCUGGGCGGUUUGGGUAAUCUGUCGGGGGGCAUACCCCCGAGUUUUGGGAGCUUAAACCAGUUGUCCGUCUUCAGAGUCCCGAGCUGCAACCUGUCUGGUCCCCUCCCGCCGGGCCUAUUCAGAUCCAUGGCAAACCUCGUAUAUCUGGAUCUCUCCGGAAACAGUUUGUCGGGCCCCAUUCCUCCCGGGCUUGGCAGCAGCUUACAGUUGAGGGAGAUUUCUCUCGGGGAAAACAACCUUGACGGCCCUAUCCCUGUUGAGAUUGGCAAGCUCUCGAGCCUCACCAGUUUGUUUCUCGGCUUUAACAACCUGUCUGGGCCCAUACCUCCAGAGCUUGGAAACCUCUUAGAGUUGCGCUCCCUAGGACUAUCCAACAACAAACUAACGGGGCCCAUUCAAGUUCCCAUCGGCUUUGGGACCGGGAAUUCGUCUUUUGAACGACCGUCUCUCAAUCUGUCCAAUAACCUCCUCUCCGGCUCGAUUCCUUCGGAGCUGUUCUCCGGUCCCAGGAGAGGCUGGGGCAUGUUUACUACACUUGACCUCUCCAAUAACAGCCUUUCUGGGCCUAUUCCAACAGCAAUAGCAAGCGUUUCCAUCGAAUUCCUGCACCUGGCCAACAAUAACCUGUCCGGCCCCCUGCCCCCUUUAGCUGGCCCACUAUCUCUUGUUCGAGAGAUGGACGUUUCCAACAACCGCCUGUCGGGACCCAUCCCCCCUUCCCUUGCCGAGCUUUACUUCUGCAAGAAUAUCCGCCUCCGAAACAACAGUUUUACCGGGCCCCUCCCCCCCAGGCUCAAGACUACAAUAGCAUACCGGUGGGCUGGUCCCGAGCUUCUCGACCUCUCCCACAACCAGCUCUCGGGCCCCCUCCCAGACGACCUCUGCAUCCCGACCGUCGACCUCAGCUUCAACAAUAUAACCGGAGAGCUCCCCCAGUCCUUCACCAGAAACUGUACCCUGUUUGACAACCUGGACCUGAGUGAGAACAGCCUAAACGGUGCACCCCCCCCCGACUUCCUCACAACCCGGAGACUCGUUGGUUUCGACUACCCGGUUCCCCGCUACCUACUUAACGCCACCAAUCUUACGAGCCUGCGACUCGGGGUGAGCGAGCCGACAGUGUCAACCGUCGACCUGUCGCACGUUCCUGCAGGGUGCAAGCUGGUAACCCUGGUCGGGGCGGCCCCCCGGUUGAUCGACAUCAGGUUUUGGGCGGGGUGCAAAGAGGGGUGCGUGGUCGACAUUAUCGGCACCGGGGCGAGCUUAUCGCAGAGAACCCGCCAAGAGAUCUGCCUCAACAAGAUCUCCGUUUUCGUUCGGGGGGAUUCCCCGGUCAUCGUCUCCCCGACGACCCCCGACGGCCGGCCGUUGCCCCCCUACCUCACAAACUCCCAGGGCAUCUACCUGUUCAACGACAGCGCCUUUCUGGACAAGAUCGAUCUGGGUCCGGGGAGUCUAACCUACACCGGGGUCUCCUUCACCGGGGUCCAGAACGGAAACCUCUGCCGGAACCCCGACGCGCGUCUCACCGUGACCGUCGCCUGGGGGGCGUUUGCCGCGGCCCUCGCGCUCGUGCUUGUCGCGUGUACGCUCGCGCAGUGCCUGAUCCGCGGGCGCGGCGGGGGGGGCUCUUGGCUCGACAAGCGCCCGAGGCUCGCGGCCGCGAGCGCGGCCGCGCUAUAUCUGUGGGGCGUCGUGACGUCACUCCUGCCCUACGUGGACCUGUACACUGACGUCACGGUCUUGCGCCAAGUGUGGGGCGCGUGGCCGCGCAACGUCCUGCUCCCGUCCAUCGUCGCGCCGUUCCUAGUUGCCGGCCUCUUCGCGGCGGACGCCUGGGCCGUCGGAGGGGGGGUCUUCGGCCUGCCGUUCUGCCCCCCCGGGUUCCGUUUCGAUUUCGCGAGCGCGCCCCUAUUCAAGGGGUGGCGCUGGCUGAAGCCGCUCUACCUCUGGCCGCUCGCCAUCCUGCGCUUUCCCAUGUUGGACGCUCUGGGAAUCGCCGCGGGCUGCGGGUGUCUUGCGCGGGCAACACUUGACCUUUAUGGCGAGCCAGACGCGCUCGUGGGCAUGGAGGAGUACAUGUCCUCGCGCCAGCACCUGGACAAUCUCCUCCGGUCACUCCCCCAGUCUAUCUUCCAGUCAGUGCUGUACGUACAGGGCAGCUCCCGGGGGACGCGUAUCUACAUCGACCGGGCGAUUUUCCUGCCCUCCAUUGUGCUCUCCCUUGCGUCAUUAGUCGCUCACGUCGGGAAGCUGUACUGGGAGGCCCUCGAGGGUGGGCAGAACUUUUUGGUGCUGUUCUUGGCUCGACCCCGCAGAAUGCGGGCGGUCACCUUCUUCACCGAGAAACAGCCUGAGACGACGGCUGAGGACGAGGGACUUGCUUGGGAGGACGGAUCGGAGGGAGAGGAUUCCGGGCCAUUCCCGCCUAACUUGAGGCGCAGAUGUCCGUUCUCCGCUAUCGUAACAAGGUGUUGGAGGACUGGGCGGCCUUAA